This is a messenger RNA of Recurvomyces mirabilis, 1485 nucleotides long. RefSeq names its product Pyruvate decarboxylase 1 (gene PDC1). Gene Ontology annotation, molecular function: magnesium ion binding; pyruvate decarboxylase activity; thiamine pyrophosphate binding. Gene Ontology annotation, cellular component: cytosol; nucleus. The transcript has 4 exons. The coding region runs from base 1 to 1485 and encodes 494 amino acids. Lineage: Eukaryota; Fungi; Ascomycota; Dothideomycetes; Mycosphaerellales; Teratosphaeriaceae. The record is from RefSeq and is a predicted model, not a curated record.
AUGUCCCACCUCAAAAUCAGCGAUUACCUCUUCCAGCGCCUCGCGCAACUCGGCAUCAAAACCGUCUUCGGUGUCCCAGGAGACUACGAACUCGCCCUCCUCGACCUCAUCGGCGAUGCCGGCGUCAAAUUCUCCGGCAGUGCCAACGAACUCAUCGCCUCUAACGCCGCGGACGGGUACUCGCGCAUCAAUGGCGCUGGGGCCUUUGUUACAACGUUUGGACCCGGGGAGUUAUCGGGGUAUUGUGGGCAUGCCGGGGCGUAUGCGGAGUUUGUUCCUGUGGUGCAUGUUGUGGGAUAUCCCGGGGUGGAGGCUAUGAGGGAGGGGAGGUUGAUGCAUCAUAGUUUGGGGGAUGGGCGGUUCGGUGUGUAUCACGAGAUGGCGAUCAUCUUAGCCGACGGCAAUAUUGUCCGUAACCACCUCACCGCUGAAGCAGAUAAACUCGCCGAGCUGACUAGGUGGCCUUAUUUCACCACAUGUAUGGGCAAAGGAGGCGUCAACGAAGAGUUGCCGAAUUAUGCGGGUGUCUAUGCUGGUGGCGGCUCGAUCCCUGAGAUCCGGAAGGCCAUUGAGGACGAUUCGGAUCUCGUGCUCUGGUUGGGAAGUUACAGGACUGAUUUCAAUACCGGUGAGAUGACGGAUUUUGUCGAUGGGAAGAAGAUUGUGGAUCUGCAGCGCUUCUUCACCAAGAUUGCGGGGGAGAACUUUAAGGUGGGCAUGCACUCUGUUCUGCCUGCUCUCAUCGCACAAGUUAAGCAGGACUCCUCGGUCGUCAAGAAGGAGUCUGUGAAGGUUUCUUGGGAUCCAUAUCCCGCACCUGCGGGCCAACCCGAUAGCUCAGCAGCUCUCACCCAAGACUACCUCUGGGCCACCCUCCCUCACCUCUUCCAGCCUGGCGACUUAAUCAUAGGCGAGACUGGCACAUCCGCCUUCGGCCUCGCUGCCUCCCGCUAUCCCGCCGGCUGCAAGGGCUACAACCAGACAGUUUGGGGCAGUAUUGGCUAUGCCGGCCCCAGUGCCGUCGGCUCCUUCCUUGCUGCCCACGAGGCUGGGACUCUAAACCGUGGGAUCUUGGUCACGGGUGAAGGGAGCCUGCAGCUCACACCUAUGGCUUUUGCGGAAUUCUUGAUGUUGGGGCUCAAGCCGAUUGUGUUUGUGUUGAAAAAUGGAGGGUAUACUGUUGAGCGGCUGAUUCAUGGAAAAGAUGCUUUUUACAAUGCAGUGCCAAAGUGGGAUUAUAAGCAGUUGAGUACUGUGUUUGGGGUGGGGAUGGAGAGUAAGUACUACGGGCCGAUUGGGACGUGUGGAGAUUUCGAGGCUCUAGUCAGGAGCAAGGACUUCAGGGAUGGGAAUUGCUUUCAGCUUGUUGAGCUUAUUCUUGGCGAGAUGGAUGCGCCUGCUUCUGUCGGGCUCUCAGCGGCGGCGAUCGAGGCUUUCAAUCAGAAGCAUGCUCCGAAAGAGGCUGGUGCGAAUUUGGGAGGUUGA